Paramuricea clavata is the source of this 1449-nucleotide messenger RNA. The record is from the annotation of a GenBank genome assembly. Lineage: Eukaryota; Metazoa; Cnidaria; Anthozoa; Malacalcyonacea; Plexauridae.
AUGGUUCGCGCUGAUCGAUGUUGCGUUGGACCCUGUGACAAUGAUAAACGAUGCCCUAAAAGAUUAGUUGUCAUGGAACAUGUUGAAGAGUUAAAAUGGCACCGCUUUCCUACGAAAGACGAAAAUCGAAAAAGGAAAUGGGCUUCACUUGUGGCCAAAGGGAGAUGUGAGUUUGUUCCAACUGAUAACAGCCGCAUAUGUUCAAACCAUUUUCCAGAUGGCAAACCCACCAAUAAAAAUCCAAAUCCCAUACUUUAUUUGACAUUAGAUGACUACCGACACCCAAAAAAAUUAAAUUUACGAGAGAGUCCUUCAAAAAAAAGAAAAGUUUCCUCAUGCAGCCCUCAGCCUUCAUGUUCAACAAUGGAUGAACAGGAGGAAUGUUCAGAAAACCCUAUUCCUGCUAUUGAUAAUGUCAACAUUGCCAUUGCAAUGCAGUUUGCUCAAAUUACUAGAGAAAGUGAUGUUAGAUUUUUUACUGGGUUUGAGAGCACAAAAAGUUUCCAAGAAAUAUUCAACUUUUUAGUGCCAAGAGCACGACUGAUGAAAUAUUGGGAAGGUGUAAAAAGAAGUUCCGGUGUAGAGAGAGAAGAACCUAAUCAGCAAAGAAUUGAUACCAUAAUAUUAUCAAAUGUGUAUGCGGAAGGAUCUGUAUUGCCCAUUAACAAACCAGGACCUCAGCGAAAGACUACCUUAGAACAAGAAUUUUUAUUAACUGUCAUGAGAUUGCGUCUGGGAUUGCUCAUUAAGGACUUGGCUUUUAGAUUUCAAAUUUCAACCACCAGAGUUUCUCAAAUCUGGAUAACUUGGGUCAAGCUUUUAUCGAAAGAACUACGGCACCUCAUUAUAUGGCCAUCUAAAGGUCAAAUAUAUGCUACUUUACCAGAUGCCUUCAAACGCUUUUAUCCAAAAGUCAGAGUCAUCAUUGAUUGCUCAGAAGUUUUUUUGGAGACGCCGUCAUCUCUGGAGGUUGGUGCAUAUCUUUGGAGUGAUUACAAGCACCAUUACACUUUCAAGUUUUUAAUAGCCAUCACACCAAAUGGAGCAGUUUCAUGGAUAUCUCCAUGUUAUGGUGGAAGGACAAGUGAUGUUUUUAUUGUUAGAAACUCUGGAUUUUUAGACUUACUUGAACCUUAUGACACUGUUAUGGCAGACAGGGGGUUUAAGAUAAAGUCAGACCUCACAAUGAAGAGAUGCUAUUUAGCAAUCCCUCCAAGUGCAGCUAAAGGCAAUCAAAUGAUAUCAGAUGAUGUCGCUGUUACAAGUAAAGUUGCCAAUGUAAGAAUCUUUGUUGAAAAAGCCAUUGCAAGAGUUAAAUGGUUUAGAAUUUUAUCUACGGAACUUACUAUGUUGGAACUGCCAUUGGUUGAUGACAUUCUUAUAAUAUGUUGUGCAUUAGUGAACUUAUUUCCUCCAUUGCAAGCUGAGAAAAUUGACAUUGACACAUGA